Messenger RNA from Belonocnema kinseyi, 2869 nucleotides. Its product is annotated as DNA ligase 1-like. Lineage: Eukaryota; Metazoa; Arthropoda; Insecta; Hymenoptera; Cynipidae. The transcript is spliced from 3 exons. The record is from RefSeq and is a predicted model, not a curated record. Bases 696 to 2750 code for a protein of 684 amino acids.
GAACUAUUGAAAAAAAGUAACUGGUGGGAGGGUUUUCGUUACUGACACCCACACGCGCACAGAAAUAAUUUCUGGGCUCCAAUGAAAAAGUUGAUCUCAAAAGAAAUAUCCUAUGGACAUGAUGUCUUGGCGGAAAGAAGAACUAACUCUUCACACACAGUUACAAUAAAGGUUUGAAGAGGAAGAACUUGUUUGAAGAACAAGGGAGGAGGUAUUUAGUACAGCUACUAUAUAGAAUAUAGAUAUAGAUUAUUCCGGCUUCGGGUCGCUUGGGUCUUUCGAAACUAAACGGUGGUGCGUGGUGCGGUUACCUGUGUUGGCCUGUUGGGCUUCUGCUUGGAUUUAACUGCUGUUGGGUCAACCUAAGCCGCUGGAAUGCACCUGUGAAGCGAAUAGCAAACGUGAGUGAACAGUGAGCGCUGAGCCGCAUCCAGCCGCCCGCAACCCAGCAACUGUUGGAAAACACUUGUACCGGAACGGUCAUACUCUUUUGUAGUGGGAAUAAUAAACCUCUAUCGUUAUUCGUUACGCGCUUUAUGUUAUUUAUACCUAAUAAUACCGUUUCAUGGCUUUCAAAUAUACAAUUUAAUUGUCAUUUUGUCAACUGAGGAAUACAGAAAGACUAUAUAUUUUGUCGAAAAAAAGGAACCUUCAGAAUGAACAUAAAGCGAAUGCACCUCGCGUGAUAUGCCGAAAUGGAAGAAAAAAUAGAAUCACGAGUUUACAGAGUUGAGGCUUUUAUAAUACCAAAAGCCAAUUGCACCGAGAAUCCAAAUCCAGAUAUUAUUAACACUAAAGUAGACAAUCUCAAAUUCUCUAAUAAAGUGGAAUUUCCAUUGUCGCAAUUAAUUGAAGAAAUAAAACAAGAAGAAGAAAAAGAAGAACUAAAAGAAGAAGAAGAAGAAGAAGACAAAGAUCUGUUGCGUAAAUCAAAUAAUGCAGAAAACCUUUCCUCAAACCAAGUUGAUAUUGAAUUACCCGAAUCUCCAGAGCACCUCAAUAUCAGUGACUCAUCAAAAAAGGAUUCAAUCAACAGUUUCAAUGAGUAUCAAGAAGGGCCCGAUUUUGAUAUUUUAAUUAAAAGUCCGGAACUGCGCGAAAGUUACUCCAGUCAAAUAGAAGGAGAUGAAAAGGAAGACCCUUCCGAAGAUCAAACCCGGAUUUUCCCCGGUCUCAAGAAAUGUCUCGCCGACUUUCUCGAGGAAGAGCAAAAAGAGAAGAAGAUUCAGAAGGAAUCUUGGAGUACAAAGAAAGAAGAUGGAAGUGAUGACGAUAUCGUCGAAGAGAGUUUAAAAGAAGAAUCGCUCAUUAUGUCAGCUGAAGAAACUGAAGAAAAAAUCGAGGAAGAAGAGAUUGAAGAAACAAAAGAAGUGAAUGAAAUUUACGCGAAAAGGAAUAAUAUAAAAAACCCUAAAUGUACAGAUUACCCAAUUUACGACGAGCCCUUCGUUGGUACCUAUAAUCGAGACCCGAGAAAUUCCAGACACACACUACACCCAGAAUUGAACCUAAAGUCUCAGGGUAUUGUUCCUUACAGUAAACCUCCCAGAAGAUGCCACAGUUUGAAAUCAAUCGAUGAAGGAGUGGAAAUUCUCGACACGAAUUUCGAGGACAUUUGCUACCACGGUCACAAAAACGGAUGCACAGUGGCCGUUCAGAAACCAGAGGACGUCAGUCAGGAUAUCUUCAGGGACAACUGGAUGCAGAGGCUGGAAACACUUCGACAGAGAGAGGCGCUACUCCGAGACAAGGAAGUCGCGCUGCAGAGCAGAGAGAGGCUGCUCUUCAAGAAGGAAAAGGAGCUUCGAAUCCUCGAGAGAAUGGUCAAGGAUAGAAUGCAGCAGGCAGAGUUGUACUUGAAGCGCUGUAAGAAUUCUCAGAGUUUGGAGAACGUCUUCGAGGAGAAGAAUGUCGAGAGCAAGUCGCACUCUGACGGCGUCGGAGGUUCGAGAGGCGGAUUCGUUCUCAAACCCGCAAACAAUGAUAAACGAGUGCCUUUUGUUGGCGAAGGUUUGUGGCUAAAAGCCCCAGAGCUGAAGUUCGAUGUGCAGAAGGAAAAUUGGAAAAAUCCUCCUCCUCCGAGAAGUUCCUUGACCCUUCCUUCGUACAGCAGCUUCAGAUCUAAGCCCAGGCCAAAAAUCUCUUACGAUGAUUUAGACUCGACUUUGUCCGCUGGCGAUGUGUCACAUAUAGUGACCUCGAGGAAAUUCGAUCCGGUCGUUUUCAAAAAACCGGCGGCAUUUUCCAGAUCGGCGAGCGAGCGAAGGCCCAAAACAGAUUGCACGAAUAUAAUAACCAAGGGGAAUAAGUGUUCGAAUAAGGAGGAAUAUCAGACAGCUGAUUUUGAAGAGAACAAAAUCAUGCGGAAGGUCAGCGAGAAUAUUUUCGUGUCCCAAGACAAAGAUACCAAGUAUCAGGACUAUGGGAUUAUCGAUAAGAACGUGGAUGCUGCCGUAAAUUCGAGGCUUAAAUCGGACGAAGAGGAGAAGAAGUAUGGCUAUUUGAAUUUGGAGGUCGAUGCUUCGAAAUCGAAGAGAAAGAGUUCGAAGGGAUUGAAAACCAGGCCCACAUCGUGGAGUGCGGAGACUGACAACUGGCUGCAGAAAAAGAGGGAAGCCUACAAUUCAGCGAAUAGAAAAUGUGUACAUAAUUUAGAUAAGGAGAAUAAUCUCGAUUUGAAUCCAAAAACAAAGCCGGCAACGGCAAAGAAAAAAUGCGUCAAGGGAAAGAAAUUCAGUAUUUUUCGAUAGGAAUUUCUAUUUUCUGUACAAAACCAGUUGAAAACGCUAAUAAUUGUGACUACCGUCGCAUGCAAUGAAAUUGAAAGUGCAGUUUGUGUAAAUACUCGCACGCACGAAGCUUUUGUAAG